This is a messenger RNA of Plasmopara halstedii, 4257 nucleotides long. Its product is annotated as Transcriptional repressor EZH1. Bases 1 to 4257 code for a protein of 1418 amino acids. The record is from RefSeq and is a predicted model, not a curated record. Gene Ontology annotation, biological process: chromatin remodeling. Gene Ontology annotation, molecular function: histone methyltransferase activity; protein binding. The transcript has 6 exons. NCBI's taxonomy places the organism in Eukaryota, Oomycota, Peronosporomycetes, Peronosporales, Peronosporaceae.
AUGAGUGGCUCCCAGGAUGUGAUUGAGCUGCUCAGUGACGAUGAAAGUUUCUCCAAUGGUGAUGAUGAGAUGCAACUAAAGCCCGUGACCCGUCGACCCGUCAAGAUACGCGCAAUCUCCAGCGAGAGCGACAGCAAUGAGAGUAGUGACAUAAAUGAAAGGUGUCGAGGUAACAAUGAGAGCAAAGUAUCAAUGACGAGAACAAUGCAAUCUCAGCGAUCGAAAUGUGAUUCGGCUGUCCAGCAGACUGAAGUGGCACCAAUGGAUCGAUCGAGACAUGACUGUGGAAUGCGUGAGAUCACAGAAGGAAUGAGUUAUCACGAGUUGCAAGCGCAACAGCUAUUGCUUGAGAGAAUCCAGGCCCAGAAUCGGCGAAAAGGUCCCAAUGUAAGAAAGAGAGAGGACAGAAAUGAGGAUGAACGAGAAAACGAGGCUCAAAAGCAGGCAAUGAAUCACUUUCGCAAGCAUAAAGCACGUAAAGUGGCACCACAAGCACAGAUUCCAGUGCCUCCAGUGAUGGAAAAUGAAAGUGAUGAUGAAUGGCAGACGUUUGUUAAGAAGGCAGCGCAGAGAGAGGCAAUUUAUAGACAAAAGGAGAAAAACAUUGUGCAAAACAGUCGAGAUGUAAUAUGCAAGACAUCGUUUUUAAACAAUCAUCAAGAGUUGACACAAAUCACACGCGAUCGAAGACGAAGGACAUUAAAGCGAAAGAAUAAGGUGAAAUGGAAGUCUGAAAAUUGUAAAACGGGGAACAUCAAAAAAUACAAGAGUGGCUUAAGUAGAGUGGAAAGUGAAGAAGAGAGUGAAGCGGAGAGUGAAGAAGAGAGUGAAGCGGAGAGUGAAGUGGAGAGUGAAGUGGAGAGUGAGCAGAAUGAAAUGAGUAGCGAAGAGGAGGAAAGUGAUGGAAUUGAGAUGCCUCAAGUACAUGAUCAGAAGAAGGAGAAUCGAAAUUAUGAUCAGUUCAAGCGGUCUAAAGUAGCGCUUUUAAGAAAACGUCCGCGCGAAAAAAAAGUGAUAGCUACGAGCGCACACGAUGCACCGACUACCUCGCGGCUUCAUGAUACGAUCGAAACACAUCAAAUUAAAGAAAAGCUCUCCUUUACGGAAUUACAGGAGCAAGAGAAAUUGUUGGCGUUCUUUCGCGCCCAGAAAAGACGGAAUUCGGCUACACGAUCCUCCAAGGCCGUGACAAAUACCAAUGGCGUCGACGAUGUCGUCAAGACCAAUGAUGUAAUUACGCCAGGUAAAGCUAAAACCAAUAUUAUUGACAAUACAAAUGGCAACUAUCGAGGUGUGAGUGAGACCACGAAGAGGUCCGAGCCUCCCCCUUCGUUAUCGUUUAUCUCACCACCUUCUCGAAACGGAGUUUCGGCAUCCAAUGCAACCUUUGUCUCUGCUGACUGUACAGCAACGCCGUUGAAGAAGACGGAAUAUCCAGUAAUUCAUUCAACAGCGUGGCGACACCUUGUGUUCGAAGAAGCACCACCCAAUCUUAUAGAAGUCUCAAUAACUCUAUACUCCAGCGAACUCGAUCGACCUCUUUGGGAUUACGAUAAAUCUGGCGACAUGAAGAAGAAGUGCAUAUUAAUCGAUAGAAAUGAGCAGAGGAUCGAUCUUAAAGUCGAGAUGCAGUCUCUAAGUCAGUUUCAAGUUAACAAACGAGUGCGAACAUUGAUAGCGCGUGAGCUUCCGCAGAUCGAAAAGUGUCAUGCACGUCGUGUGCGUCAUGUUGUAAAGGAAACGCGAAAGCAGCUUUCAACUUAUUUUCGAGUAUAUAAAGGCUUACGAAGUGAGCAGUAUAGGCGUCCCCAGUGGUCGAAGAUCGCAGACCGACAUUCGUGGUCGGGCAGUUUUCCAAUUGAACAAAGAAUGGCAAAGCGAGAUAAGUUAGAUCCCACACAUACUGUCGAUCCAUACAACUGUUUAGUCGGAGAUGUACGGUAUUUUGUGCAUCAAAAUGGAUCGCCGAUUGAAUCUGUGGUGUACCCAGAAACUGUCACACAGCUAUCAAAUGAAAUCUCGGGUAUUCGUCGGUCUUUUACCAUGAUUGGUAUUCGAAAAAACGUGUUUGUUGAAGACGAUCCUGUUUUGAGAUAUGUGCCCUAUUUAGGCGAAAAUGAGCAGAUGGUCAUUGAUAAUGAUUUGUAUACCUCGACAACGAUGAGAAAAGAGCGUCGCGUCGCAGUAUUUGGGAGCGGAGAUGAGUUAAAAAUUCUGAAUUCAAGUGCGCGUGAUAAUGAGAUGCAAGAAAUGCUAUUGCGGAUAGUUGUAGGAAUCUGCGGGAUGUCCGAUCAAGUGUUUCUGGCACUUCAACUCGAAGCUAAAUUUGCUCGACCUCAGAUUGAUUAUCACGAGAUCAAAGAUAUUUAUGUAAAGGAACAGCAAACUGCAAGUCGGCUCGCGAAAGUGAGAGAAUUGUGUGCUGUAAAAUCCAGAACGAGCGAUAUUCUAAUCCAGGCAUGUCAAGCUUUAAGCAGACUAUCUCAACUAUGCUGGGUUUUUAAAAAAAAAACUAAAACGCCGUACUUAUCGAUCCGAUUGCAACCUCCAUUGUCAGUAUUCGAAUCCAAUUACGCUCAUGCUCUACACGCUUUAGGUUUGCGAGAUCGUAAGACGUAUGAAGGAGUAGCAGAAUGGUAUCGAGAUCUUUUUUGUCGACGUUGCUUCACCUAUGAUUGUUCCGAGCAUGGAAUCCAGAAUCCACAACGAAGUAUUCGAGCGGAUCCAGUUUAUCCAAUGUUGAGGGUAUCAAGUGUUCAGCUGACAAGACAAGAGGUCAAAGUCCAAGAAAAUGGAUUAGAGAACUGCUCAAGCUCGUCAACAUCGUCAAAUAAUGUAGAUCCAAUUGAAGUUAGCACGUCAUCGUCCGAAGAUGAAGUCAAAGCCUCUGAAUCGCAACCUGCUACCAAAAAUCCCAAAUACCGACGUUCCAGACGCACGCAUACCCGAAUCAGCUCAUUAGCAACAAAUAGAUUGGUAACGCAAGAGAGACUAUUGGAAUCUGAGCGACUUGCUGAGCUGAAAAAGUGUCGAAAGCGACGUGAAAAGUUUGCGCGAUUGGCAGAUAAAUCGGAGUAUUUGGAUAAUUCAUACCUUCCUACAAUCACUAGUACGAUGAGAAUGCUGCUUUCGAGGACUGUUCCAUGCAGCUCUUCGUGCUGUAUUCUAUUCAGUGAAGGGAAAAGUUUAAAGCAAUCCGAUUCGUGGAGUCAAGUUGAUGCUGUUCUAGUUCGUAAGCUUGCAACUGCACUUGGAUUCAACGCUUGCAUAAUUGCUGCAGUUUUAAGGACCCCAAGCUGCACGUGUGCACAGAUUGAAACAUUUUUAGUGCAAGAAAAGAGACGACGAGAUAGUGGCGAUUUUUCCAAUCUAGAAGAAGGCUUCCCCCGACAACGGAAGAGACGACGACAGAGCCUAGGCACUGCCUCUAAUCGCUUUCUUGCUAAAAAGACGCUCGAUCGAGAAACGAAACUAAGCUACAAACCAUGCGAUCACGACGGUGAGUGUGGUGAAUCGUGUGGCUGUACGAAAAGAGGCCAUGCGUGCAAUCGUGCCUGUUCAUGUGGUCGAGAUUGUCCAAAUCGCUUUCAAGGAUGUAAGUGUUCUGUAAGUAAAUGUCAAACAUCUACUUGUCCGUGUUGGAGUGCUGGACGCGAAUGUGAUCCGGAUUAUUGCUUUACUUGUGGAGCCAGUGAUGUUGCCGUUACAGCUUUUUGCUCGGAAUUCAAUCAGCGAAAUGGUCACGAAAAUCUUUUACUUUGUCAAAACGUGAAUAUGUUGCGAGGAGGUAUUCAUAAAAAUGUCGGGGUUGCGUUUUCAGCGACUCAUGGAUGGGGUGCUUAUGCCUUAGAGCCCAUUCAAAAAGAUGAAUUUGUCUUGGAAUAUACCGGAGAACUUAUUACGGAUGAAGAAGCGGAACGUCGCGGUGCGAUUUACGAUCGAAAAUCCAUCAGUUAUCUCUUCGGCGUUAAUAGCGAAUAUGUUGUGGAUGCGGCGCGAAAAGGGAAUAAGGCGAAAUUUGCCAAUCAUAAGGCGAAAAACGUUGCGAAUUUGGAUGUUCGGAUCAUUGCGUCGAAUGGAGAACAUCGCAUUGGAUUAUUUGCAAAUGAAGCCAUUGAAGUUGGGGCCGAAUUGUUCUUUGAUUAUGGAUAUACGCACGAAACGGCACCAACGUGGAGUCAGCGUUUGAAACAGGGACCGGAGAAACGGAUCUAUGCGGUUGAAGAUGACGAGAAUGAAUGGGAACAAUGGGAAUAA